Mugil cephalus (flathead mullet) is the source of this 2363-nucleotide messenger RNA. RefSeq names its product major facilitator superfamily domain containing 2B (gene mfsd2b). NCBI's taxonomy places the organism in Eukaryota, Metazoa, Chordata, Actinopteri, Mugiliformes, Mugilidae. The transcript is spliced from 15 exons. The record is from RefSeq and is a predicted model, not a curated record. The coding region runs from base 212 to 2050 and encodes 612 amino acids. Gene Ontology annotation, biological process: carbohydrate transport. Gene Ontology annotation, cellular component: membrane. Gene Ontology annotation, molecular function: symporter activity; sphingolipid intramembrane carrier activity.
GCUGCAGGGCGCAGCUCCGUACUGGAGACGGGAGCGGAGACGCGCAGACCGAUCUCCCCCCAUCCUCCGCAGUCUCCUUCUCAUCCUGCGCGUCAGGCAGGCUGACUGACUGACUGACUGAAUGAGUUGCAGAUCACCACAUCAACCAAACUAACCCACUGACGGCGCAGGCUGCUCUUCCAUCUCGCACGGGAGCACAAACAGUAUGUGAAUGGCGGCAGAAAGCGGCACAGUUGUCACAGAGGAGCGGGAAGAGCUCCCUGCCUCCGGAGCUGUCACUCACGUGCACCACACCCGGAGCCAGAGCCACAUCCAGUUUCAACCUCUGACACACACCACCGCCCAGUGGCAGGCUCCUCGUGCUCUGGCUCACACAAGGAGUCACAGCCACACUCAGUUUAACACUCGCUCACACACACAGGCUCAGAGGUACGGCUGUCGCCUCACGCACAGUCUCUCAGCCAUGACCAAGGGAGAGAGGGGAGUGCAGAGCUCUGCGGGCAAGCCGAUGAAGCCCAGCGAACCGCUGUUUCCCAAAACUUCUCCGCAGACCGACUUGAGCCAGAAGUUGUCAGUAUGCGGCAAACUGUGUUUCGCAAUCGGAGGCGCACCCAAGGAGGUGGCUGCCAGCGCCACGGCCUUCUUCCUGCAGAUCUACCUGCUUGACGUCGCUCAGAUCAACGCCUUCCAGGCCUCCAUGGUGCUGUUCAUCGGUAAGGCCUGGGGUGCAGUGACUGACCCAGUUGUUGGUUUCUUCAUUACCAAGAGCAGAUGGACCAAGAUUGGAAGACUCAUGCCCUGGAUGGUUGGUUGCACUCCUUUCCUGGUGGUGUCGUACUUCUACCUCUGGUUCGUCCCUCCUUUCAGCAGUAGCGGCCGGUUCAUCUGGUACCUAGGCUUCUACUGCCUCUACCAAACCCUCAUCACUUGUUUCCACGUGCCUUACUCUGCUCUCACCAUGUUCCUGAGCACAGACCAGAAGGAAAGAGACUCCGCCACCGCUUACCGAAUGACAAUGGAGGUGCUGGGGACACUUGUGGGCGCCGCCAUCCAGGGCCAGAUUGUGGCCAGCGCUCACACUCUGAAGCACUGCCCUACUCACAACACGUCUGCCGGUUACCUUGGCAACAGCAGCGGGGCAGAGAUCGUCAAGAGCCUGGUGCGCUCCCAGGACUACCUGUCACACUCUAAGGAGGUGUACAUGAUAGCUGCUGGUGUUAUAGGAGGAGUGUUCCUCAUCUGCACCGUGGUGAUGUUCCUGGGAGUCAAAGAAAGAGACGAUCCGUACGCUCCAAAGACAGAGAAGCAGGUUCCUUUCCUCCAGGCCUUCGUCCUGGUGAUGAGGCACGGGCCGUACCUCACCCUAACCGCCGCGUUCCUCUUCAUCACCGUCGCCAUUCAGCUGGUACAGAGCAACUUCGUCCUCUUCUGCACUUACGCCGCCGACCUGAGGGAUCACUUCCAGAACAUUGUACUGACCAUCCUGGUGUCUGCAGUCAUAAGCAUUCCGCUGUGGCAAUGGUUUCUGCAGAGGUUUGGAAAGAAGACGGCGGCUUUUUGCGGCAUCACGUGGAUCAUGCCCUUCACCAUGAUGCUGGUGUUCAUCCCGAACGUGGUGGUGGCCUACGUGGUGGCCGUCUCGUCUGGCCUCAGCGUGGCCGCGUCGCUCCUACUGCCGUGGUCCAUGCUGCCAGAUGUGGUGGAUGACUUCAGACUGGCCAACCCCUACUGUAAAGGCCACGAAGCCAUCUUCUACUCAUUCUACGUCUUCUUCACCAAGUUUGCUGCCGGAAUCUCCCUGGGGGUGUCCACCCUCUGCCUGGAGUUUGCAGGGUACGACACCGGCGCCUGCAAGCAGCCCGCUCCCGUUGUGUACACCCUGAAGCUGCUGAUCGGUGCCGCCCCAGUGGCCUUCAUUGUUACGGGGUUAAUGGUCCUGCUCCUCUACCCCAUCAGCGAAGACGUACGGCUCAGGAACAAACUGUGCCUGGAAGAGCUACGGAAACAAAGCAUCAGCUCCAGAACAGUGGAAGAUUUGAGUAAUGUGUGACCUGGAUCUUGAAUGGAGUGAAUUCACAAAGCCACGGAUUCCAGUGCUGCCGCUGGAAAGUUGUUCGUUAGUGUAUAUUACACUGAUAAAUAAUUCAGUUGUUUUAAUGUAAACAUUUUUCGUUUCAUUUUCACGCGUACUGUAUAGUCAUCUUAGAGCUAUGAAUAUAUAACAAGAUUACCUUAUUUAUAUAAAUGAAUGUAUAUGAUUAUUUGCUGUGUUUAGCUCUACAACGGCGUUAUUUAUUUAUGAUAUAUGGUGACAAAUGGAUUGAUUAUAUAAAAUGAAUAAAUGUUGUAGAGACUGGUUGGUA